ACCCCCCGCUCGGCGCCGCCAUGUUCAAGGUAAUUCGGCAGGGGGCUGUCCCUGUUAGCCUGAGCUUGCUCUCUAUCCAGGUUUAUGCUUCUUCCUCAGAGAAGGAGACUUCCAAAAAGGAGUUGCUGAAAAUUGAGGAGCUGUCACUCUACUCCUCUCCAGCUCGUGAGACUAAAUAUGUGGAGACUCCACAAAGCCAAUUGGAAGAGGGGGUUUCGCAUUUACGGCAUAUUAUGGAGCCAUACACAGCCUGGUGUCAGGAUCUUUAUGCCAAAGCUAUGCCCACGUUAGAAAAAGCUGUUGAGCAUGGUAGAGGGGGCUAUGAAUUUCUCCAAAACCCCCCUGCUGGAUUUUAUCCAAGGCUUGGUGUAAUAGGUUUUGCUGGAAUUGUUGGGUUGUUUCUUGCUAGAGGCUCAAAAAUAAAGAAGCUGGUGUAUCCUGCAACUCUCAUGGGUAUUGGUGCCUCCAUGUAUUACCCUCAGCAAGCUGUUGCUAUUGGAAAGGUUGCUGGUACACAGCUGUAUGAUUGGAGUCUUCAGGGAUAUAUUGCUGUAGAAUCUCUUUGGAAGGAUAAUCCUAAGAAGAAGAAAUCUGGUGAAAAAAAUAAUAAGGGUGAUGCAGAUGGUGACAAGCACCUGGAUAUCCACACUGCUUCAAAUGAAGAGCGGGCCCGGAAGUAGAACACUACGUCAUUGGCAUUAAACAGGUGACUAAAAAAAAAUAUAGAUAUGAACAACAGUUUCCCAAGAAAAAGAGGAAAACCACCUGAAUACAUUUUGAUUUGGAAUGUAACUGAUCUGCCUUCUGCCUCAGGAAAGACUGAUGGUGUGCUGCUUGGGCUUUUGGUAUGGAAUGUGAAAGGACAGUUCAUAUUUUGGGUCAGUCUUUGAGAUCUUGUCCUCAGUUCUGCAGGGGGACUCUUUAAAGUCUGCUGCUGCUUGUCUCAUUGUAGGAUUAGCACUGCAAGUUGCAAGUCUCAGAAUCCCUCAGUCUCUUGUUAUUAAUUUAUAUACAAAAUAAAA
Molecule: messenger RNA, 1022 nt
Organism: Indicator indicator
Lineage: Eukaryota; Metazoa; Chordata; Aves; Piciformes; Indicatoridae
Gene: APOO
Product: apolipoprotein O
Exons: 9
Coding region: 21-680 (219 amino acids)
Biological process (GO): cristae formation
Cellular component (GO): MICOS complex
Source: RefSeq, a predicted model, not a curated record